Messenger RNA from Salvelinus namaycush (lake trout), 4886 nucleotides. Its product is annotated as E3 ubiquitin-protein ligase AMFR-like. Gene Ontology annotation, cellular component: ubiquitin ligase complex; cytosol; endoplasmic reticulum. NCBI's taxonomy places the organism in Eukaryota, Metazoa, Chordata, Actinopteri, Salmoniformes, Salmonidae. The transcript is spliced from 14 exons. The record is from RefSeq and is a predicted model, not a curated record. The coding region runs from base 391 to 2292 and encodes 633 amino acids. Gene Ontology annotation, molecular function: ubiquitin binding; ubiquitin protein ligase activity. Gene Ontology annotation, biological process: endoplasmic reticulum unfolded protein response; protein K48-linked ubiquitination; ubiquitin-dependent protein catabolic process.
AGUUUCCUAGUUCGGACAAGUGUAUGAACGCAGCAAUAACCACGGAUCGGGGAAUUUUAACGUAGUCUACUGUCAACCUCAACAAGAGGAAAUUGUAUUUUGGACACGAAGUUAGCUAGUUAAUGUCAAAUUGAUUAAUUUGUAAGUUGAGUGAAAUGUCUUUGCUCAAAUUUUAACCAGAUUGGUUCGGUGAAUUUCAUAAUCACCAGCUAGCUAACUAGCUAGUUGCUAAUGCUAGCUAGUUAGCAACCUCUGCCGAGUACGGAAACAUCAGACAGACUCUGGGACAGGUUGUUGACAGAGCUAAAGUGUGGUGGAAAUCAGUGUCAAGCCUAUUAGGCCUAACUUCACAAGGGUUGUGUGUGAGAGACCUCCAAUAUUAACAUUCCAAUGCCUCUGCUAUUCCUGGAGAGGUUUCCCUGGCCCAGUCUGCAGACCUACACAGCGCUGAGUGUGGUUCUGCUGGCUGGAAGCAUCUUCAGCGCCUACACUACUGUGACUGAACAGGGGUUUGGGGUUCCAGACAUGGACGAGCCUCCACCACCUGCACCCUUAGAAGGGGAUAAUAGAGGCGGCCUAGGCCUAGAACAUGUGACUAGCAAUGAUGUUGUGGGUGCAGAUACAGAAUUGGCGACCACUGUUAUGUGGUACCUGGUCACUGACAGUCUCUUUGUAUGGGUGUUGGUGAAUACAGCUUGCUGUUCUCUGAUGUUAAUUGCUAAGAUGAUCCAGUACAUGGUUUUUGGGCCCCUCCGAGUCAGUGAGAAGCAGCACCUUAAGGACAAGUUCUGGAACUUCAUCUUCUAUAAGUUCAUCUUUAUCUUCGGGGUGCUGAACGUUCAGAUGGUGGAAGAGGUGGUCAUGUGGUGUCUGUGGUUCUCUGCCCUGGUCUUCCUCCACCUCAUGGUCCAGCUGUGCAAGGACCGCUUUGAAUACCUGUCCUUCUCCCCCACUACUUCUAUGAACAGCCAUGUGCGUGUCCUUACCCUACUGGUGUCCCUGCUGCUGGGCUGCUGUGGUCUUGCUGUGGUCUGUGGUCUGCUGGGCGCUGCACAUGGCAUGCACACCCUCUCCUUCAUGGCUGCCGAGUGUCUGCUGGUCACUGUGCGGACUGGACAUGUCAUCAUGAGGUACACCAUUCACCUGUGGGAUCUGAACCACCCAGGCACCUGGGAGAGUAAGGGCUCCUACGUCUACUACACUGACUUCAUCAUGGAGCUGUCUAUGCUGUCCCUGGACCUUAUGCACCACAUCCACAUGCUGCUCUUUGGUAAUAUCUGGCUGUCCAUGGCCAGUCUGGUGAUCUUCAUGCAGCUGAGGUAUCUGUUCCAUGAGGUGCAGCGCCGCAUCCGACGCCACAAGAACUACCUCCGUGUCAUCAACAACAUGGAGGCCAGGUUUGCAGUGGCCACAGCCGAGGAACUGGUAGCCAACAAUGAUGACUGUGCCAUCUGCUGGGACACCAUGCAGACAGCACGUAAACUGCCCUGCGGACACCUCUUCCACAAUUCCUGCCUGCGGUCGUGGCUGGAGCAGGACACGUCGUGUCCAACAUGCAGGAUGUCCCUGAACAUCAGUGGUGAUGGAGGCCCGGCCAGAGGCCAGCAGCAGGGGGCUGGCCUCCCACUGGAGAACAACCUGGGCCCUGGGGGCCCCGCUGCAGACGCCAGACCACACCUCAACCAACACAAUCACUUCUUCCACUUUGAUGGCUCCCGCAUCGCCAGCUGGCUGCCUAGUUUCUCAGUAGAGGUGAUGCACACCACUAACAUCCUGGCUAUCGCUCAGCAGGCCAACAACUCUCAGCUCAACACCAUGGCCCAUCAGAUCCAGGAGAUGUUUCCUCAGGUUCCCUACCACUUGGUGCUGCAGGACCUGCAGUUGACCCGCUCUGUGGAGGUCACCACCGACAACAUCCUGGAGGGACGCAUCGUGGUGCCCUUCCCUGCUCUGGCGGCUGAGCGUUCCCCCGUGCAGGUGAACCCAGGCCCAGAGGGGGCAGGAGCCAGUGGGGGGGUGGAGACUGCUCCCAGCGAGCUGAACAACCUGGAGGUCAGAGGGAGCCGUUUCUCCAAGUCUGCAGAGGAGAGACAGAAGAUGCUGCUGCAGAGGAAGGAUGAGCUGUUGCAACAGGCACGCAGGAGAUACUUGAGAAAGAGCCCAGAGGACGAGGAGGACCUGCCCACUCUGGAGGAAGACGCCCCUGUCUCAGACGUGACCAUGCUGAGACGCAGGACCAUGGCAGCAGCUGCAGAGAGACGCAUGCAGAGCCAACCAGACCCUGCUCCCUGAGACUAUACUGGACUGUAAACUCCCACCUAGACAGUCUCACCUCGAACCCACACCUAAUGCCCUUGGAGUGUCCACAAACUCCUCACGUCCCACCUAAGAGGCACCUCCACCGAAAGAGCUCUCUACGUUAUAUGAUCAAUGGAAUUACCUAAAUAAAAGCAUUACAUUACAAAGUGUUACAAGAAGCAUGGGCUUUGGCUGCACAUGGCACAGGGGCUCUGCUGUUUUAGGCUGCCCUAGUGAGAUAUGAGAACUGGGCCUUGGGAAUGGUACCAGCCUCCCCUGAACUUUCACCAGGCACCAGAGGCUUAAUUGGACAUGGAUCACCAGCGUUUUAAAGGAGUGGUGGGUGUCUGUCUGUUGAGUUUCUGAAGUGCACCGUAAAACGCCACCUCGCACACCUGUCAUCACAUAGCUCUAGCCCCCAGCUUCACUAGACUUACCUGUCAUUCUCUUUACUGGCCAUGAUUGAGAAGGAAAGAGCAUGGUGUCACAGUCCGAGGAUGCUGCUGAGGUUAGUUAGGGUUUGUUAAGGUGCUGUUGCUACAUACAGCUUAUAGUGUAAUGGAGUGGGACAUAGUUUGUAUUGGUUUUAUUCAACAACAAAAAUAUUUGUGUUGUAAUGGGCUGAGAUUGAUAUUGAUAUCAUGGGUUGGGUUGAUAACAAACUGAUGUUAUUUUAUAAAAAUGGAGUGAAAACUGUGAAUUAAGAGUAGGCUUAAUAGAUUAAAACAUUGAAGCUUUUUUUAAAUUUUAAUUAAGAGAAUGUCACUAGUAUUACAGCCUCUUCGAAAUAUGAAUGUACUUUAUCCACAUAAUGCUGCAGAGAGAGAGUAGAAGAGUUUAAAUUCUGGCCGUUGUGGAGACCUGGUUGUUAAUGUGUUAAAUGUCACAUAUCCACCCAAGAAAGAACACUAUCUAAAUAGGAAGACGGAAUAGUUUUGUAUCCAGACAGACAGUAAAACUCACCAGUACAGAGUUAUAGAAUAGUGGAUCCCUGACCUCUAGGUCAACCAGUGGUUUCUAUCUGCAGUCUGUAUACCUCUAAAACUUCCCAAAGUAUACCUACACUGUAUUAAACAUCCAUUGAUAGAGGUACAGAAGACUGUAUGGGCACAGAGGAGUUGGGGUUUGAAUACUGAUGAACCUAUCUGAUUCACUCACUCAAACUCCAUUCCUACACUCCAUGUACUGGUAGGUUCAUUCUUGCAGACGAUAUGUAGGCCUAUGUGUUGGAUUCUUGCAGACGAUAUGUAGGCCUAUGUGUUGGAUUCUUGCAGACGAUAUGUAGACCUAUGUGUUGGAUUCUUGCAGACGAUAUGUAGGCCUAUGUGUUGGAUUCUUGCAGACGAUAUGUAGGCCUAUGUGUUGGAUUCUUGCAGACGAUAUGUAGGCCUAUGUGUUGGAUUCUUGCAGACGAUAUGGAGGCCUAUGUGUUGGAUUCUUGCAGACGAUAUGUAGGCCUAUGUGUUGGAUUCUUGCAGACGAUAUGUAGGCCUAUGUAUUGGAUUCUUGCAGACGAUAUGUAGGCCUAUGUAUUGGAUUCUUGCAGACGAUAUGUAGGCCUAUGUAUUGGAUUCUUGCAGACGAUAUGUAGGCCUAUGUAUUGGAUUCUUGCAGACGAUAUGUAGGACCUAUGUGUUGGAUUCUUGCAGACGAUAUGUAGGCCUAUGUGUUGGAUUCUUGCAGACGAUAUGUAGGCCUAUGUGUUGGAUUCUUGCAGACGAUAUGUAGGCCUAUGUGUUGGAUUCUUGCAGACGAUAUGUAGGCCUAUGUGUUGGAUUCUUGCAGACGAUAUGUAGGCCUAUGUGUUGGAUUCUUGCAGACGAUAUGUAGGCCUAUGUGUUGGAUUCUUGCAGACGAUAUGUAGGACCUAUGUGUUGGAUUCUUGCAGACGAUAUGUAGGGCUAUGUGUUGGAUUCUUGCAGACGAUAUGUAGGCCUAUGUGUUGGAUUCUUGCAGACGAUAUGGAGGCCUAUGUGUUGGAUUCUUGCAGACGAUAUGUAGGCCUAUGUGUUGGAUUCUUGCAGACGAUAUGUAGGCCUAUGUGUUGGAUGUCUUUGAUAACUCUCUAAAGGCUUUUUAAAGUUGAGUGGGUGUUAUGCAUGAAUCACAAUGGAAUGCUUUAGUUUUAUUUUUACCCCAAAGAACAUUGAUCCCAUGAACUUCCACAUGAUGCAGAUUUCUUUCUUUGAGAUGUGCAUAUUUCUGUGUGUUUGGUUGAUGCAAAAGAUUUCUCUCUUUCAGCUUGUUUCAUCUGUGGGAUUGUAAGAAGUUUCUACUAACUGUGUUUCAGAGAUGCACCUCUUGUCGAAAACAAAAUACACUAGUCAGUUUUUCAUUGAUUCAAGCUAUUGAUCAACUCAUAUUUUCAUAUCCAUGUCAUAUUUUUAUAUUCAUAAGGGGUUAUUUUUGAAACAAUUGUAUAUUUGAUCUAAUCAAAAACAUGAAUUAAUCUUUUGGAUUGAGCUUUCCUCAUAUUUUGUGCCUAAAUCAAGAAUAGUUAUAUGGUUUGAUUGUGUAAAUAAUGUAGUUUUUGUAAGGACUGCUCAAGUAACAUCAACAAAUGAUCAAUAAUAAACAGCUUCUCUACA